Molecule: messenger RNA, 1585 nt
Organism: Nematolebias whitei (Rio pearlfish)
Lineage: Eukaryota; Metazoa; Chordata; Actinopteri; Cyprinodontiformes; Rivulidae
Gene: tamalin
Product: trafficking regulator and scaffold protein tamalin
Exons: 8
Coding region: 1-1125 (374 amino acids)
Molecular function (GO): protein binding
Source: RefSeq, a predicted model, not a curated record
AUGACGUUCAGGAGGCUCAAGAAGGUGAACUCCAGCGCUCCGGAGGCUGGACCCGCCGGACCCGCAUCUCAGGACUACGACAUUUAUUUCUCUUCGUCCAAGUCUGACAGCUGUAAACUGGAGGGACCGGCCAGCUCCUCGCAGGUUUACAACUACAGAACUCUGGCUUAUUCUGGCGGGACGCUGCCCAGAACCUACAAGAAGGGCGGCGGCUCGCAGAAGUGGAAACCCCUAACACCGUCACCAGAACCACAAAGGCAGGUGGCGUUCCUGGAGAAAAAAGAAGAGGAGACGUUUGGCUUUGAGAUCCAGACUUAUGGUCUCCAUCAUCAGGACCAAAACUCUGUGGAGAUGUGCACGUUUGUGUGCAAGGUGCACGAAGACAGCCCGGCUCAGAGAGCAGGACUCAAACUUGGGGACACCAUCACAAGUGUGAAUGACACCACUGUGGAAGGAUUUCGACACAAGGACAUUGUCCAGCUCAUCAAGGCAUGCGGCAACUCUCUGAGGCUGGAGACGGUUUACAGCGACUCGAUCCGUAAAGCUGAGCUGGAGGCCCGGCUGCAGUAUUUGAAGCAAACUCUUUAUGAGAAGUGGGACGAGUAUCGUUCGUUAAUGGUGCAGGAGCAGAGACUCGUCCAUGGCAUAGUGAUGAGCGAUGCUGCUGUGUACGAGUCCCUCGAGUCAGCUGGUCUCUACGGCAGCCUUGGCGCUCCCAGCCCGGCGACUCAAAGAACCAUCCGCUGCACCGGCAGCACCAGCAGCAGCGCCAGCUUCCUCAGCACGGCCACGGACGACGACCCCCUCUACCAAACCUGCCUGUACCAGGCUAACGGGAGCGAGGACUCUGGGAUUCCUGAGAAAAGUCAAGAAAAGCAGAGGCUGCAGCGCCUGCGACCGACCAGUGAGCUCCUCACAGUGACCAAGACUCAGCUGACCCGCAGCGCCAGCACUCGCAGCUACAUGAGAGGUUCGUCUCCAUCGUCAUCCGCCGGCUCAGGAGAGAAACCGGGAGGAUUCAGCUCGCUGCAACGAAAACCCAAACAGAAGAGCUUCCGCAGACGCCUCCUUAAAUUCAUUCCCGGCUUGAAUCGACCGCUGGAGGAGGAAGAGAGCAAACUGUGAGCAGCACGCAGAGCUGUUGGCUGCAGCUUCCCAAAGAACUGAACUAAAGACUGAAACAAUGACUCGAAACAAACGUGCCAAAGGAAACGGCAAGCAGCUCCCAAGAGCCAAAGAUGGAGACCAAAGAGAACCGGCUGCAAACACCAAUGAACUUUCACACAAGUUAGUUUGUGUGUCUUAUUUUAAGUUAUUUAUUUAUUUUUACAUGUUCUGUUUAUGUACAAAAUGAAGAACCUUUAGUUAGUUUCUUUUCUGCAUGCAUAAUGUUUCUCCUGCCAGCCCCCCAACAAGUAGAAAUGUGCAACAAAAACUUUUGAGACCAGUGGACACAAGAUGACUCAAAUCCUAUUUUCUGUUUUCAACCCAAGUUCAAGUUUUCUAAAACAAAAAGGAAAAAAGUGACAUUCCCAGUUUACACACUUCCUAUUUGGUAAAAAAUAAAUCCGUUUUUUUAAGACUA